AUGGAGGUGAAGUUAAUUGAGGCCGUUAAAGUCCAUCCGUGCCUGUAUGAUAGGAGCUCGACAGACUUUCGCAACCAAAUGUUGAAGGAGGAAGCAUGGGAGGCAGUAGCGAUUUUAACAGGAGCCUCAGUGGAACAGUGCAAGCAGCGAUGGAAAUCACUACGCGAUAGAUUUGUGCGGGAAGUGGCGUCGCAGCAAUCGAAGUCGGAGACUACUGCGGAGGAAAAGAAUGAGUGGUGCUACUUCGAGUUAAUGCGUUUUUUAAAAAAACACCUUAAACCUAGAAAAAUGAAAUCAUAUACACAAGCGUGCAUCGAUGACGAGCCAAUUUCCAUUUACUCACCUGCAAUAACACAGAGCGACUCAUGUCAAACAACCGACUGCGAUUGGAUAGAAUUUCUGCAGGACAGGAGUGUGUUAAAUGAUAGCCAAAGCAGCAAUAAGUCACCUAAAUCAAAAAAAGGAUCAAAACGCCAGCGGCUGAGCGAAGAGGCGCAGGAACCUUGCAGUCAGCCUGCUAAGGUGAAGCGCAAAAAUAAGGUAUUUUCAGUCAUGCUUGACGAACUUCUGCAGAAAAAAUCCGAACAAGUGCAGGAAAGCAGGAAUAAUACAAAUGAACGUGCCAACUAUCUUUGCGGCAGUCUUGAGACGGUGUUUUCAGCAAAAAAGGAGUCAAGAAAUAGAGCAUUUUUAGCGAUGCUGGACGAACUUCUGCAGAAGAAAUCAGAUGAACAGCAGGAGAAGUUGAAAAUGGAAAUUCUAAACCAUGUAUACAAUUCUUAA
This is a messenger RNA of Bactrocera oleae (olive fruit fly), 783 nucleotides long. RefSeq lists its product as uncharacterized. Gene Ontology annotation, biological process: regulation of transcription by RNA polymerase II. NCBI's taxonomy places the organism in Eukaryota, Metazoa, Arthropoda, Insecta, Diptera, Tephritidae. The record is from RefSeq and is a predicted model, not a curated record. Gene Ontology annotation, cellular component: transcription regulator complex; nucleus.